Molecule: messenger RNA, 729 nt
Organism: Fraxinus pennsylvanica
Lineage: Eukaryota; Viridiplantae; Streptophyta; Magnoliopsida; Lamiales; Oleaceae
Source: the annotation of a GenBank genome assembly
AUGGAAGAGAAGAAGAAAUGUGCAAGAGAUGUUGAUGAUAUUGAUGGCUAUGGAAACGACACCGUAUACUCUGAGAACCAAACACUCGAUUGGAAUGACAGAUUGUAUCUCAAUGUGAAGCCUGAGAACAAGAGGAAGAUGAAAGUGUGGCCUGAAAAGCCUACAAAUUUUAGGCAAAUUUUGCUAGAUAUUACAGCCAAAUUAGAGAAUGUUAAUGAAAUUGUGUUCAAGGCCAUGGCAAAAUCACUGGGUUUGGAAGAAGACUGUCUCUUAAAACAGUAUGGAGAGAAUCCAAUAGCUCUUGCAAGAUUCAACUUAUAUCCUCCAUGCCCUACACCUGAUCUUGUUCUUGCUGCCAAAGCACAUGGAGAUGCAUCUGCAAUGACUUAUCUCUUGCAAGAUAAAGAAGUUGAAGGUCUUCAAGCCCUUAAAGAUGAUAAAUGGUACAAAGUUCGGAUUGUUCCGAAUGCUAUUGUUGUUAACGUUGGCGACCAAGUUGAGAUAAUGACUAAUGGCAUAUUCAAGAGCCCAAUUCAUAGGGUUGCAACAAAUCGAGAAAGAGAGAGGAUGACAAUUGCUGUUUUCUUCACUCCUGACGCAACCAGUGAAGGAAGAGGCCCAUUGAUGCUCUCAAAAUUUGAUGCCGAAAGUAAUUUAAGGCUUAAAUCUGAGUUACUGCAGCUGAAUAUUUUACUUGGCAUUGAGCAGCGGGAUGCAACUUUAUCAUAA